AUGUCGGCCACAACACAGUGGGAGAACAUCUAUCAUGGCCUCGAUACCACCCCGGGCAAGCUCCGAAUGUCGCAAGGCGGUCUCGGUUGGAAGCCUUCCGUAGGCGAAGGCAGCACCAUCACCAUCCCUGCCGAUCAGAUGGCUUCCUUCCAGUGGAUCCGCGUCGCCAGAAACUAUCAGCUCGCUAUCACGCUCAACAAAGACCGCGACACUCCUUCUCCAGCACAAAUCAAUCCACGCCGUACCAACUUUGACGGAUUUGUCCGCGACGACUUUGACCGCCUCUCUUCCCACAUUCGACAGUACUUCAACAAGCCACUGGAAACAAGAGAGGUUUCUACCAGAGGUUGGAACUGGGGUCAGGCGAAAAUCAGCACACACGACGUUCAGUUCCUCGUCCGGGACAAACUCGCCUUUGAGUUGCCCCUUUCGCACCUCGCCAACAGCAACAUUGCCAAAACUGAAGUUUCGAUGGAGUUCCUCAACCCAGAACAGCAACAACCAGGCGCCAACACAGGCUCCUCCGAUGCCAACGGGACCAAGUCAAGGCGCAACAAGGGCGACCAGCUCGUCGAGAUGCGUCUCUACGUCCCCGGCCAAGCCAGCAAGGACGACGCCAGCGAUGCCGGUAGUGCAGCAGCAGAUGCCGACGACAACAACGAAGAGACGGCAGCAGAGGCGUUCCACGAGGCGCUCAAAUCCAAGGCGGACAUUGGCCAAGUCGCCGGCGACUCGAUCGUCGUGUUCAAGGAAGUGCUGGUGCUCACUCCCCGUGGUCGUUAUGAUAUCGAUGUCUUCAACACUUUUAUCCGUCUGCGCGGCAAGACGUACGACUACAAGAUCCUCUACAGCUCCAUGAACAAGCUCUUCCUCCUGCCCAAGGCCGACGAGAUCCACGUCAUGCUCGUUAUCGGUCUCGAUCCGCCCAUCCGCCAAGGUCAAACCCGCUACCCUUACCUUGUACUGCAAUUCCCACGGGAAGAAGAGAUGGAUGCAGAGCUCAACCUCGACGAGGAGACCAUCCAAGAAAAGUACGACGGCAAGCUCAAGAAGCGCUACGAAGAGCCCACCUUCCGCAUCGUCACCAACAUCUUCAAAGUGCUCUCGGGCCAAAAAGUUGCCACCCCGACCGACUUUGAAUCCUCGUCGGGCCAGACCAGCAUCAAGUGCAACGUCAAGGCUGCCGACGGCAACCUCUACCCGCUCGAAAAGUCUUUGCUCUGGGUCUCGAAGCAGCCCGUCUACGUGCCUUACUCGGAGAUCCACCAAGCCAUCCUCUCUCGCGUCGGUGGCGCGGUCGCGUCAUCCAAAACCUUUGAUCUGCGCGUCGCCACCAAGAGCGGCACCGAUCACACGUUCCAGUCCAUCUCGCGCGAGGAGCUCGACCGUCUCAAGGCGUGGCUCGCUGACCGCAAGGUAAGGAUCAAGAACGAGAUGGCCGAAGAGACUGGUGGCUUGGCGGCAGCUGCCGCCGCUGGAUUGCUUAGCGACGAUGACGACGAAGAGAUGGGCGAUGCAGCUGGUGCUGAUGAGGACGAGGACAGCGAGGAGGAUGCUGACUUUGCCGCCGACUCGGACUCGGACGGUGGAUCGCCGUCGGAGGGGAGCUCGGAUGAAGAUGAGGAUGGAGGACAUGAGGACGAGGGCGAUGAGAGGCCAAAGAAGAAGAGGAAGGACUGA
Molecule: messenger RNA, 1680 nt
Organism: Sporisorium graminicola
Lineage: Eukaryota; Fungi; Basidiomycota; Ustilaginomycetes; Ustilaginales; Ustilaginaceae
Exons: 1
Coding region: 1-1680 (559 amino acids)
Cellular component (GO): FACT complex; nucleus
Molecular function (GO): histone binding; DNA binding; nucleosome binding
Source: RefSeq, a predicted model, not a curated record